AGAGCGCGCUCGGGAAUCAUCAGUUCAAAUCCAACAAAGCGCCAAAGCAAACCGCCAAAGCGAUUCUAUCCACAUCCAACUCCGAAGAAGGACAUUUUGCCAAGUGAAGUGAAAGUGAGAAGGAAUUAUUCUUGUGCAAGCCGUCGUAGUAUUCCAGUGCAACAACAGUGAAAAUGUCGAUCGUACCGAUUUUCUUCCGCAACUGGUGGGACGACGAGUUCGAUCGUCCGCUGUGGAAUUCCCGGCUUCUGGAUCAGCAUUUCGGUGGCGGAGUGACCGCAGAUGACCUUCUGAACGCCAUGGCAUCAGUGAACGAUCGUCGGCUGCAGCAACGCCAUCACCAUCAUCAUCUACAGCCGACUCGGUACAGCCGUCCCUGGCACAGCUCCUGUGUGACCACCAAGAGAGACAGUGGAUCCACGGUGAACGUCACGGGCGACAAGUUCCAGAUUAACCUGGAUGUGCAGCAGUUUUCGCCGGAAGAGAUCUCGGUGAAGUACGUGGACAAGUCGAUCGUAGUGGAGGGCAAGCACGAGGAGAAGCAGGACGAACAUGGCUACAUCUCACGGCACUUUGUGCGACGCUAUAUGCUUCCGAACGGACACAACGAGAACGAUAUCUUGUCAUCUCUCUCAUCCGACGGCAUCCUGACGAUCACAUGUCCUCGGAAGGAGAUCGAACCAAAGAAACCUGAACGCUCCAUUCCAAUCACACACACUGGACAGCCGCUGAAGAAGCUGGCCGAAAAUGCAUCUACGGACAGUGCAUUGGGCAAAAAGGCAGGAGAAAAAAUGGAAUCAUAAGUCUGCAUCAUUUCAUCAUCAUUUUAUUUAACCUGAUUACUUUCUAAAUGUCUAAUAAAAUUUUAAUUUAAAUGUUUGCUUUCAUGUAAAAACAAACAUUGCGUUUUGUCUUAUUUGUUGCUGUGAGAGUUGAAAGAAAAAAAGAAUUGAAAUUAAUAAAUAUUAUCUGUUUAAAGAUGUGUUCAAAUGAUAUUGAAGCUUGUAUGAGAAAAGUUAAUCCACGAAAAGUACAGUGAUCUGAGUUAGAUAUCAAAUGCA
Anopheles funestus (African malaria mosquito) is the source of this 1061-nucleotide messenger RNA. Its product is annotated as protein lethal(2)essential for life-like. Gene Ontology annotation, biological process: response to heat; protein refolding. The coding region runs from base 174 to 803 and encodes 209 amino acids. Lineage: Eukaryota; Metazoa; Arthropoda; Insecta; Diptera; Culicidae. Gene Ontology annotation, molecular function: protein folding chaperone. The transcript has a single exon. The record is from RefSeq and is a predicted model, not a curated record.